Molecule: messenger RNA, 1128 nt
Organism: Prorocentrum cordatum
Lineage: Eukaryota; Dinophyceae; Prorocentrales; Prorocentraceae
Source: the annotation of a GenBank genome assembly
AUGCGCACCGCAUUCCUACACAUUCCUACACAUUCCUUGUGCAGCGUCCAUCCCCGCGCCAUUUCAGCUCAAGGGCGGCUCCCGUGCAUGCACCCGCUCGUAAGUGUUGCUUUAGGUGCUGCCAGGCUUUUUGUUUCAUUUGUUCCAAAGCUGGACCCGGCUAUCAUGAGCGCCACAAGCAUGUCGGUGCCGAUGGCCCUGAACCACUACUCGAAGGAGGCCUUCUGGGCAGAGGUCGAAAGGAUAAGGCAGGAGGGCGGAAGGCAGGAUGAGGUCGACCGGCUGACCGCCGCGGCGGAGGGCAUCCGCUGCUUCUGCUGCCUCGACCUCGGCGUGUGCUACAAGGACCGAGACGGACUCUUCGCGAACUUGGACGGCUGCGGAGACUACGACAUCGUCACGUGCCCGUCCUGCGCCGCCGGCGGCGCCAAGGAUGAUGGGACAGCUUCGUGGAGUGCUGCCGCGACCCCGAGGCGGCGCACGCCGGCAUCCUCAAGAGGGGGGACCGGGAGCGGCUGUUCUGGGAGCGCACCCGACGGAGGGCACCUCGGUGGUUGCCGCCCUCGGCAGGAAGAUUGCCGCCGGCGGCCCCGGCCACGUCCCGGGUGGGCAGGCGCCGCCGGUUGGCUCCGCCGGCUCUGCCCCUCCGGCCGGCUGCCCCCGGUGCGCCGGCGGACACCGCGGUUGCCAGCAACAGGGCCGGCGCCGCUCUGGCGCAGGCCGCCGCCGCCGCUGGCGGGCCCGGCGCCGCGGCGCCGCGUCCCACCGCGGCCGCCCGCGGCGGGGCACGGCCCCCGUGCUGCGGGUGCCUCGCGGGGCUGCUCGGGGAGCGGCAGGCCGGCAGGCAGCGGCACGCCCCUGGCCGGCCGCUCGCGGAGGAGAAGCCGCGGCUCGCCGCCGAGCAACUUGCCGCGAACCCCCCGGCCGUGGAAGGACCUCGACUCGACGGCAAGCCCCUGCAGACUGUGUUCGCGCCCAUGGUACCCAACUUCGUGGCGGCACGGAUCCAGGGCGCCGGCGGCGAAUGGAGGACGUGAAGAUGGAAAGCUUCUUCUCAGCUCUCGGCGUCUAUCGAGAAGCGGCCCCUCAUUUGGGCAAGACGGUUCUUUGGGUUUUCGCCGAUUUUGA